ACAAGUUGCGGUGCGUUUUUUUGUGAGGUACCACUAAACAUCCAAUAAAACUGAAAUUGGCUACGAUUAAGUUUGGUGUCAUCAUCGAGUAGGCCAGUGACGCCAGUAAACAAGCUGUUGUAUCUUCGCUGUGCAGCGACUGCUUCGUGUGAAAGUGUUUUGUUAAAUGGCAGUGUCUGCUUUGAAUAUGUCACCGUACUUCACCGGAUAUCCUUUUCAAGGACAAGGUCGCGUGAAUCAAUUGGGCGGCGUGUUCAUCAAUGGUCGCCCUUUGCCGAAUCAUAUUCGCUUGAAGAUAGUCGAGAUGGCAUCCACUGGUAUUAGACCGUGUGUGAUUUCUCGACAGCUGAGAGUAUCCCACGGGUGUGUAUCAAAGAUUUUGAACCGCUACCAGGAAACUGGAAGUAUCAGACCGGGCGUAAUUGGGGGCAGCAAACCGCGCGUCGCCACCGUCGAAGUAGAAAAACGCAUUGAUCAAUUGAAGCAGAUGAAUCCUGGAAUUUUUGCAUGGGAAAUUCGGGAUAAGCUGGUUAAGGUAGGCAUUGAAGGAGCAUGCGACAAGAACUCGGCGCCGUCGGUCAGCUCCAUCGGACGCUUACUGCGCGGCGGUCGCAAGGAAGACUCGAUGGACCGCAAGAACCAUUCCAUCGACGGCAUUCUCGGCCCCGCAUCGUCCUGUGAUGAAGAAACCGACACUGAGUCGGAACCGGGUAUUCCCUUGAAGCGUAAACAACGUCGCAGCCGCACCACCUUCACUGGAGAGCAACUAGAAGCGCUUGAACGAGCUUUUGCCAGGAUGCAGUAUCCGGAUGUGUACACCCGCGAGGAAUUAGCGCAGAAAACAAAAUUAACUGAAGCGCGUGUGCAAGUGUGGUUCUCUAAUCGUCGUGCCCGUCUUCGUAAACAAGUCAACUCACAGCAAUUGAAUGCCUUCAACACCAUGUCCCUACAAUCUUUCCCAUCCGUGCAACAACACUACCCUGAGAAUGUUGGCUCGUUCAACCAGGCGUCUUGGGCGCAGCAGAGCUACACUUCUAGUGCACUUUCAUCCAGUCUCGCCACCUCCGCCUCAGCACACCAUACGUCACCCACCAACACACCAACACCGCAAGCCGCCACCAACCAGAGCCUAUCAAGCGUACCGUGUGUUCCGGGAGUCUCCAGUUCUCUGUACGCUUCAUACAACUCUAACCCUGCCGGAAUGGAACAAAACUUUGGUUAUCAGAUGACGCAAAUGAGCCCCAACCAGCAUAGCAUCUCACCGCCGGCAUCACAGACCGUCGCGUCCGUCGGCAGCGCACCGAACAGCGUCUGGGGCCAUCAUGGUGUCCAUUCCGCUGCCGGCAGCAUAAAACCGGAACAAAUUACUUCGGCAUGGCACGAGAAUUACAGUUUGUUCGCCGCUGGUGGCCAUUACGGUGCGCACUCGCCCACAGAAGCCAAGUCCGGAUAUCCUUACUUCGGUGCGAUGGAAAUGUGCACGAGUCGAGUGCAUUGAGCGUCGACGUCAACGCACAACACACACGCCUACACCCACACAUCCGCACACAUUGUACAUUUAAAGGCACACUAACUUAUUUUAAACGCUUCGCAGCGUUUGGGCAGAGUAAAUGAUUUAAAGUUUAAGCAAAUAUUUAUAUAUAGAUGUAGUUGUAUUUUGAUAGUUCUAUUGGUUCGCAAUGAUGGCGUGCGAAGGAGGGGCCUCGACAUGAA
Molecule: messenger RNA, 1713 nt
Organism: Dalotia coriaria
Lineage: Eukaryota; Metazoa; Arthropoda; Insecta; Coleoptera; Staphylinidae
Gene: gsb
Product: paired box protein gooseberry
Exons: 5
Coding region: 167-1498 (443 amino acids)
Biological process (GO): anatomical structure development; regulation of transcription by RNA polymerase II
Molecular function (GO): DNA-binding transcription factor activity, RNA polymerase II-specific; RNA polymerase II cis-regulatory region sequence-specific DNA binding
Source: RefSeq, a predicted model, not a curated record